Molecule: messenger RNA, 1437 nt
Organism: Caretta caretta (loggerhead turtle)
Lineage: Eukaryota; Metazoa; Chordata; Testudines; Cheloniidae
Product: immunoglobulin kappa light chain-like
Biological process (GO): regulation of immune response
Cellular component (GO): cell surface
Molecular function (GO): MHC class I protein binding; coreceptor activity
Source: RefSeq, a predicted model, not a curated record
CUUAGUGAUUUAGGAGCAUUCUCCUUUGAAAGUCAAAGGGACUUGUGCUCUGAAGUCAUGGUGAUUUGUUUCUAUAGAUCAUCCAUAUUCUGGAUGUUUAAAUUUAUUCUCAAUUAUCAUAGUACACCCCUGAGCCACUGCAAUGCAGAGAAAUUCUACAAGAUAUGCUGUAGCCUCUUUAACCCACCCCUCUAGUAUCUAUCACCACAGCACACCCUCCUUGGAGGCGUUCCUCACUGGACAUAACCAAGACACUGUACACAGUCACUGCAUCAGUGCACUGGGCAUCAGCCUUUGGGCCAGUGUGUCAGGAUUUUGUUCUACUUGUUUAUAGAAAAUGAUCUUUGUCGAGUAUCUGGUUUUAUCUUCCUUAGUACUGGGAGUGCAGUUAUUUCUGCACCAGACUCAGCGGAUCCAGUUUGUUGAAGUUAAUGACACCGCCAAGAUCCACUGUUCUUCCACAGAAAACUUGAAAGCAGGAAGUAACAUGUUUUGGUAUUUGAGAAGAGAAGGUGAGACACCAACAUGCAUUAAGCGCUGUUGGGAUGAUCAAAAUGUAAGUAAAUUUGCUUGCAAACACGAGACACACAGCUCGACACUGGAAAUCAGCACUAUCCAAAAGACGGAGUCUGGCAUUUACUACUGUGCAUAUAAAUACAGCAGCUACCUGAUCUUCGGGAAUGGAUCCACACUGAUUGUUGGAGACAGUUAUACCAAGAGUAGCUGGGUGAUGCUUCUGGUCCCAUUUCCACAUGGCAGUCAAGUCACUGGGGCAGCGAAUCUGGCCUGUGUGAUCCAUGGAGUGUCCAGCCCAGUCCAUGUUUCCUGGAGUGUUUCUGGGGAGCUGCAGGAACAGGGGCUGACACGCUCAUUGAAAGCAAAGGAUGGAUCUUUAACCCUCAUAAAUCACAUCAGCGUCCCCAUGGACACCUGGACCAGUGGGAAGAAUUUCACCUGUGAAGUCAAAUUCAACUCUUCCGGCAGCAGUGUGAAGAAAAGUACCAGGUAUCCUGCAGCCCCUGCCAGGGAGUGCUCACAUUACAUUGUGCCCCUUGCGGCUGGAGCUGGUCUGCUGCUGCUGGUGGUGUCUCUGAGCCUCGUCUGGACCCUCUGCCCUUCCACGCUAGGAUUCCAGCCCAGGGUCUCAGCACCCCCAGCUUCCGAGGAGCCCCAGGGUGGAAUCUUAUACGCUCAUCUGGAUUUCGAUUCGCGGAAUCUCAACGGGCGCACAAUGCAGCGAUUGGCCAGAGGGAAACGUGUAAAACCCUGAACUCUCUGGCACAGGGGAAUCCACAUGUGGGAACUGAUGGCUGAUUCUCUGCUGAUUGGAAGAAGCAGCUGGAAGAAGGCUCUGUCUGUCUCCGUCUCCUUUCUUUUUGUAUUUUCUCCCCUUCUCUGUUUAGAAAUAAAAGGGCAGAAGACCCCCACCCCCCAGAG